UUUUUAAGAGUAGUUUUGUGCCCUUGUGUCUCAAUUGGUAUCAGCCAUGCCCACAGCAGCUGAGCUUGUCCAAAAGGCAAAUGAGCUUCGCAAGAAUGGUUCUGCGGCAGCGGCACCUGUUCGUGAGGCUAAGCAACCUAGGACUCAGCUUCCUGCCGGCAAGGAGGACACCUUUGAGCGACUGCUGAGGUUUACUCUAUACCAACAGAAUCAAGUCGAGAAUCUCCAAUGCGGCGCCACAGUCGUCUACAUCUUGCACGACGCUACAUUGAAGACCAGCAUGAUGGACUCCAUGAAGCUCUGGGAAGACUCCCGACCAGUCGUCUCCCAGGAGGACCGUGUCAAGAAUAUUUGGCACCCCCAUCCGCUUGGUGACCGAAAAGUGUUCCUCCUCAUCUCCUUGUUGCAUGCCUGUGCUGACCUAGGGCCUCUCAAGGGCAGCCAUUUGGGUGCUUCCCUGAGCAAGAUGGCUUCCCUUGAUACCGAGCUCCUCUCUGUGUUUGUGGGCAAUUUCGCUCCGCGUUUUCCCACCCCACGAGAGGGGCGCCCGUGGGUGUUCGAAAUGGUGGUCGGUGCGCUGGCCACUGAUGAGUUCAGAAAGCAUCUCGGUGGUUUGAUCCAAGCGUCGGAGCAGAUGAAAGACAGGGUGAUUCGCAUCGAGUUGGCACGCAAAGGCCAAAGUGAGUUGAAGAAGGCGUUGUGGGACGACCUUCGGCACAUCCAGCAGUCCAGAGGGCAAUAGGUGGCCAACUUGGCCCUGCGUGACCCUUUUUGCCGAAUUUCCCCUUUUUGCUGCAGAGUUCAAGGGUCCUUCUGAUCUCUCAUGAGUGCAGAUCGGUGCACCACCGUUUCCUUGAGCUUUUUGCUUGGUUUUCAGGAACUUCGCUAUCGGAUGGAUGGCUUGCUCCCUUUUUGCUGCAUGACCUGGUUUUCGAAUUCAUCACAUUUUGCGACUUGAUCCUCAUCCCGUUGAACAUUCUCCUGCGGGGCAACCAGUUGAAGGUCGGCACCUUCAGCUGGCACGGCGAUGCAUGGCUCCUGGGCCCACAGGGGGCCGUUCUCAGUCUCGACAUUCGCACUUUUUGGGCCAUGCAUCCACGCUUUGUUUUCUACAUAGGUCACUGACAUACAGAGGAGCACACCUUGUGCUACUACAACCUCUUCCACGCAUGUUUUUCCAGGUGCCAUUAACAGUCGACGGUGCACAAAUUGAU
Messenger RNA from Durusdinium trenchii, 1214 nucleotides. Lineage: Eukaryota; Dinophyceae; Suessiales; Symbiodiniaceae. The record is from the annotation of a GenBank genome assembly.